CGGAUCAAGGGGGCAAGGCGCCGCAAAGUAUAAAUACUGUGACUUCAAUAGAGGAUCACCAGCAGGUUCCCAACUCCGCUACCAAAGGAGGGAGGAAUUGGCUGAGAAGAUAUAUUCUUUAUAUAUUUUUUACCUUCUUCCAGAGUUGGCAGCAUCAUCUCGUAGGCUAUCAUUUUCAAGGGGUCGACUUUAAAACGAGCCACACCAUUGAUGUCUUAAGCUGUCGUGGAGCAAAGGGAGAGAGAGUGUGAGUGUGUGUGGUGAUUUUUUUUUUAAAAGAGGAGUAAAGGCAGUGAUGGAAGAGCUCACCGCUUUCGUGUCUAAGUCUUUCGAUCAGAAAGUGAAGGAGAAGAAGGAAGUGAUAACCUACAGGGAGGUGUUGGAGACCGGGUCGACGCGAGCAGGGAGCAGGGAGUCUUUAACCGCGGAGCCAGGGAGCCGAGAGGAGGCUGCAGCCGUCACCCGGAACGGUGCGCUCUCGCCGGGCAGGGAAACGGACAUGCUCGGCCCGGAAAGAAUCAGGGACGCCGGGAGCCCCAAACUCAUAGACGGCAACACGGACGUGAAAGAAAGGAAAGAGGACUCGAAACCUUUAGAGGACGAGGCACAGACUAAAAUCAAACAGAGGAGAAGUCGGACUAACUUCACAUUAGAGCAGCUCAACGAGCUGGAGCGGCUCUUCGACGAGACCCACUACCCGGACGCCUUCAUGCGGGAGGAGCUUAGCCAGCGACUGGGACUGUCGGAGGCCCGAGUACAGGUUUGGUUCCAGAAUAGAAGAGCCAAAUGCAGAAAGCAGGAGAACCAGUUACAUAAAGGAGUCCUGAUUGGAGCAGCGAAUCAGUUUGAAGCUUGUCGUGUAGCGCCAUAUGUCAACGUGGGGGCUUUACGGAUGCCAUUCCAACAGGAUAGUCAUUGCAACGUGCCGCCCUUCUCCUUUCAGGUGCAGGCGCAACUGCAGCUGGACAGCGCCGUAGCUCACGCUCAGCACCACCUGCACUCUCACCUGGCAGCGCACGCACCCUACAUGAUGUUCCCCGCGCCGCCGUUCGGGCUGCCCCUGGCGACGCUCGCGGCCGAGUCUGCCUCCGCAGCCUCCGUUGUGGCUGCCGCUGCCGCCGCCAAGAACACCAGCAAGAACUCCAGCAUCGCCGACCUGAGACUGAAGGCCAAAAAGCACACGGCCGCACUGGGACUGUGACGCCAGGGAGACUGGUGGACACGAGGCGCUCACGCGCCAUCUGCCACGUCCUCGCGACUGAGAGACACUGAAUUUAAACGCUUACAAAGUGAAUUAAUCCAAGAACAAAGUGAGAAAAAAUUAUCCAAGGACGAUAUUUAUGUUUUGUUUUUUAAAUGAAGGACGGCGAGUGUAACUAUAAAAAUAUAGGCUAUUUAUGAGACAAAGAAAAGACAAUUAAAAAAGAGACUGUGACGUGGAUAGCCUACACAGAUGUGAUAAUUGGACGCCGAAUAAAGUGGCGGAUGGGAUGGAUAGCAAGGCUACGCAGGGCCCUUCUCUGCAGCCACAUGGCUGAGGAGGGCGGCGGGACACCCCGAGGAGGAGGAGGAGGAUGCAGCUGGGAUGGUCGAUACUUUGUCAAACAAGGCGGACCAUUCUGCAGUUGUUCUGUUUUAAUAUUAUAUUAUUAUUGUUAUGAUUUCAUUUUGAACCUAGAGGCUGGCCUCGUUAUAAAACACUUUCUCUGUAAAAGGACAGAGCGGGGAUUCUUUGACAAAACAGAGACAAAAAAAUGACAAUUUUCGAAGUGUUUCUCCCUCUUCUGUUUCUUGUCCAAAAUUCAAAAUGCCCAAGCAGUGUUUGCAUGAGUUUGUCUUCACGGAUGACGUGAUGUGAGCCAUCUCUCCUCCCUACUUUCUCUCUCUCUCUCUCUCCCUCUUUCCUCCCCACUCUGAGGAAGGGUAAUUCUCACUUGAAUGUUUGGCCUAUAUUUGACCUUGUUUGGACCUCCUCUGGUAAAGGUGAAACUAUAGGCAACACACCAGAAAUGUGAGAUUAUAAUAUAUGUGUAGGCUAUGCUGAACUUUUUGUCAGGAUAACCCGAUCUAGUGUCCAUAUAAGGUGGUGAUUUGUCCCCUUUUUAAAGGAGCAUUAUGUCAUCUUAUAACACAGUGAACACACGAACAAAUGACAGUUACACAAGGACUGUAUGCGAAUCGGUACGGGCACGUGUAAAAUAUGUUUAUACACAAGAAACAUGCAUUAUUUUUAUUAUUUAGUGGCUUUAUGAAUGCCUUGUGGGGAAUUUGAUCAUUUUGUAUUUUACUUUAUUUCCGUGUAUUAAAAAAAUCAUGUGCUUUCUGUAUGUAAUUUUGAUGUUUUUAUAACAGUGAAAGUGAACUUACCUGAGGCACAGGUUUCUAAAAAAAAGAAUACUCAUGAAAUUGUUUUACUUUUUCCAUCACAUGUGAAACGUGAAUCCACCUAAACAAAAUGUUUUUCGUUCCUAUAAUAAAUUAACUAAAGUUUCU
Molecule: messenger RNA, 2493 nt
Organism: Cottoperca gobio
Lineage: Eukaryota; Metazoa; Chordata; Actinopteri; Perciformes; Bovichtidae
Gene: shox2
Product: shox homeobox 2
Exons: 5
Coding region: 296-1201 (301 amino acids)
Biological process (GO): regulation of transcription by RNA polymerase II
Cellular component (GO): nucleus
Molecular function (GO): sequence-specific double-stranded DNA binding; DNA-binding transcription factor activity, RNA polymerase II-specific
Source: RefSeq, a predicted model, not a curated record